AUGGCGGGGUUGGGUGACCGCGUGGCCUGGCAGGAGGGCGGGACCUACGCGGACGAACUGGGCCGCAUGACUUGCAGGCGCACGGAAUGUGGCGGCGACUCCCAGGCCACGGAGAGCGGCUGGUCCGAGGCCAACAGCAGCAGCGUCCAGGAGGUCCACAAGGUGAGCUUCUCCGUUGCGCCGACUCCAGAGCCGGCGAAGGUGGAGGAAGGUGCAGAAGAUGCCGGGGACGAAGCCCCCCAGCCUCCAAUUGAGGCGGGACCGCCGACGCAGGUUGUCGGCAGCACGGCCGUCAAUGAUGGGGAGUGGCAUCAUGUUGCUGCGGUCAUCGAAGGCGGUCUCGUCUCGCUGUUUGUGGACGGAUGCCCCGACGGUGAGGCCAUUGCGUUGGAGGUCCAUGCUGCGCCGGGUCGACCGCUCUUGCUCGGGCCAGCAGAGGCGGAGAUUGCAUCGGGUGCUGGCGUGAAGGAUGUGCAGGCUUACGCGUUUGCCCUCACCCCUGAGCAGAUCGAAGGUCUCGCGACUGGCAGCAAGGACCUCGGAACCGGACUGUCCCUCUCGUUGAUGCCAGAGCAGGUCACCGAAUACCGGAAUCUGAAGGCAGAGAACGGGGCAGAUGAUGAGGGCCUGGAAGCUGCGCGGUCCCUGCUCGCGUCUGCUGGGCUGGGCGAUCGCCUCGGCCGCGCUUUCCAGCAGGAGGUGGUUCUGGAUCUUUUCGAUGAUCUGAUGACCUAUGCCGAGUCGAUGUGCCUCACCACACGGAAGACAGCGGUCAUGGUUCGGAUUCUGCAGGAGAUUCUGGAGAUGAUGCAUCUGAAGUCGAAGUCUGCCAAGCGCCUGGGAGAGACGUCAUCCAUCUACGAGUGCUUCCAAGAGUUCAAGAGGCUCCUCCUCGCGCACUCUUUCGCCGCCACGCAGACGGCAAGGAAGAUCGUAGACAGGGAGAAGGUCCCGGCCGACGCGACCUUGGCACUCGGGGUCUUCACUCUCUCAGAAGUUCGUCUACUCACUGAGUUCCUGACAGGGGCUCUCUUCCAGCAGUUCCUCCUGUAUCAGUGCGUGCUCGUCGCGCCCCAGGAUAACAUCACUACCAUGGUAGAAGUUAGCGUGCCGCCGCCCGCGCUGCCGCCAAACCUGCAAACAGCGAAGCCGAAGCCGAAGGGUGCCAAAAAUCCCAAGGUUGGGAUCAGGGACAGCGGCAUCAGGAGGACCGACUCAUUUCGUCGGCCCUCGAAGCUUUCGGGGCAACCCGAGGCUAGUGAUGCAACGCCUUCGGCAGCGGCUGAGCCGGGCGCCUCUUUGGACGAGACGCUGUCGCAGCUGCCGCAGGACUUGUCCGUCGAUGCCCACCAUGAGGAAGCCACGAAGGUUGCGGAGGCGACGGCGGAGAACUUCAUCAAGCGCCAUGACGAGGCGUUGAGGCCACCGUGA
Molecule: messenger RNA, 1431 nt
Organism: Symbiodinium sp. CCMP2592
Lineage: Eukaryota; Dinophyceae; Suessiales; Symbiodiniaceae
Source: the annotation of a GenBank genome assembly